GGUAAACGUGGGGUCCUCGGGGGUGUGUCGCAACUUCAGGUGCAGCUUCCAGUGCAGCUUCAGCGCAGACCAAACAUAGCUAUUGCAAGGGAAUCGUUCUCGAGCCCUUUUAGGUCGCCAUUGCACCUGGAGGUAUUUCGAGUGCUGGCCACUGCUGGCCAUCAUGCCGCCAUUUCGACUCUAGCACCUCCUCCUCCGUUUGCUCGGCUCUUCUCAGCUCUGCCGUGGCGAUCCUCCCGCUCUCUCUGAAAUCAACAUGGAGCCGCCUGCGAAACGGGCUCGAACCGGGCCUGCCGCUUGGGACGACGGCGAUGACGAGGAAGCUAACGACGACGAGCUCACUCUGUCAGCCGUCCAAUUCGAUGCCCGGCAGCACCCCAUGUACCAGUUGGACAAAAGAAGGGCAAGGUCUGCCUUCAAACUCAAGUCCACAUUCGAGGAUAUCUUCGUCAAGUAUGGCAAGGACUUCGACGGCGUCGGCGAUGAGAUCGAUCUGCGCACUGGCCAAGUCGUUAUUGACAACGGGCAUCUGCAAUCCCUUGAGGAUAAGGACCAGGACAAAUCAGAAGACGAGGAGGACGACCAAGAUCAGACAUUGCAGCAAGACAGGAAUCGCGCCAAGCGCAACAAGUCCGACGAAACCCUGCAACGCAGACGAGCAUCCCAUGGUCCGCCAUUUCAAUCCCCGAAUCUCGCCACGGGCACAUUUGACCCGGCCUGGCAAACCCCCGACCUAGAAUCCUCCGUACCAAGCCCUGGAUUCGGAUCAGCCGCUCCAUUCAGCAACAAUGGAUACCAACCCCUGGUAGGCGCAACCGGCCCGGCAACGGGUUACGGUUUCCUCAGUGCGCUUGGGCAACCAUAUAGGAGGUUUGUAGCAGCUAAAGACGUCGGGCCGAAACCCUUCAGGUUAUCCGAUGCAAAUGAAGAGGACCAAUGCACUGAGUCGGAAGAAGAAGAAGAAGAAGAAGUGGAUCAUGUCGACGAGGAGGAUGAUCUACAGAGCAUGAGUGCCCACCAUGAAAAACCCAUUCCACGACCGCACAAGAAGAGGUUAUCCGAGCUUGUAGCGGUUUCAUUUACAGGCCUGGAGGUAGCCCCCAAGGACCAGAGGCAGGAAUCUGCGUUGGACCACCCCCAAGGCACGAGUCCAUCCCGACGCCGACGAGGGAGGCCGAAAAGGCAGCCCAAAGGCCAGCCCAUAGUUGUUGAAGUAAAAAAUAUACCAAGAUCAAACCGGACUCUAGAUGUCGAUCCGGACGGUAUCAACCCAUCAACACAGAAACUCCACAGGUCUUCUACGGAUAUCGUGACGCAAGAACCGGUGGCCACACACGGUCGUUGGCAAGCGCAAACGCCUAUCACCGAUGACUCUUCUGACUCGCAAAGCCGGCGAUCAGCUCGCAUGCGCAAACAACCCCAACGAUAUGACCAGAUGAGUUGGUUCGUGGGUGGACAGGGAAAGCAGACUACAACGCGUGUAAUGACGCCACCACCGGACCCUCAAUCACAUUUACUCGGGAGAAAGUCUCUUCCAGGGGGCACAAUGACGCAAACUCUUCCCUUCAGAUGCACCUUAGACACGGAGCGGUCAAAUGCAACGGAAGAUACUGAUGCCAGACACCUGGUUGAUGAUCCUGUCGCAACAGACAUAUCCAAGCCGGUUACACUUUCAGGCUCUCCGCAUGCUACAGACAAAAUCGUACGAAAUACAGAACACUCUAAUUCGAAAUUAUACCAGAACGUAUUUGAGGAUACUCAAGCCCUGAGCUCAUCGAUGCCAGAUCCGAACCUAGGUGUCACGAACGAGUCUACUAACAUUGCUAUGGAGUCGCUUGCUACUCCAAAUGCCCCAUCGGGAUCCCACACGCAUAUCAUAUCUACCCCGCCGUUGAUUGACAGUGCAAGCACAAGCACGCAGGACUUACCGGAUGACCAGCAGGAACGUGUCUCAGCGGAAAAAGGGGCGGGAGUUACCACUGACAAAGAGAGCCUGUCAGGUGCUAGUCAAAGAGAGGCUCCUGUGCAAAACACUCACGAGCAAGAGAUUCUGCAAGAUUGCGACGACGCGGAUGAAUCAAUUGAGUUAGGCGAGCCAAUCACCCCACAUACGGCGAAUGGGCCGGAGGAAAUUGAAAGCCUUGAACGAUCUGUUGGUGGCUCGAGAACUCCGAGUCCUGAGCGAAAUAUUCGACGAGUUGAUGACACAGAUGAGUUCAGUUUGUCCGAGACUCGAAGUCUCGGUGUGACCAGGCACACAAAGAACCUCCGUUCAAGAACUCGCCCUAUUUCUGCAGAAGGUUCGCCACCGCACCCUGCGCCAGUGGACAAGGCUCGAUGCCAUCCGAUUGAAUCGCCCAAGAAGCAAUCUGCAAAGACCAGCCCUAUACAAGAUACGCCGUAUUCGCCCUCACAGCGCCAGCCUCAACCUCCGAGCCCAAAAUCGCAACCCAAACCACACCCACGGACACCAAAGAAGACUCGCGUCUUUUCCUCCCUGGUCGCCGACGCCUCCGAUCUCGAAGACGAACUGAGCAUCCUCUCGUCGUCCGUCGCGCGGACCCCGACAUCAAACGCCUCGCUCCGCGCCAGCUUCAUUCGCGGCGUCUCCCAGACGCCCUCGGCCGCACGCGCAUCGCCCACGCCCCGCCACCUCCACCUCGGCCGGAAACCUUCUCUGCCGCGCCUCCCGGCCACUGAUGGUGGCGCAGUGAGGUACGGACUCAAGAGGCGACAGCCCACCACCUCCGGCCUUGCGCAGAGCUCGCCUCUGGCUCGCAGCGUGCUGCUGAGGACGCCGCAAAAGAAGGUGGAUUCCGGCGGGAGUCGAGCGGGCAGUCCCACAGAUAGCACCAUGCGGACGCCCAGAGGCACGACGAUGCGUUGUGGCGAAGAUGGGUUCGUGUGCGACAGGGAUUUCUGCUUUACGUGUUGUGAAUAUGUUGUUUACGUCUAACUUGGCGAGCAUAUUCAUAAAGAGAUGUCGGACCCAGGUACGUUGGUAUUGUACAGUAAGGAGGCGGAGUACUUGAAAGUCACAGGUCGAAUAGAUAGCUAUACAUAGCGAGUAGUAGAUAUACCCCAGCAUGGUCAAGUUGAAAGAUAAUGCGUCAUUCUAUCACAUGGGUACAGGAAAUAUCGCGCGCAUGAACGUUCAGCAGAACAGAUAACGUGGGGGAGAAUGAUUCUUAUUAACGGGA
This is a messenger RNA of Truncatella angustata, 3200 nucleotides long. RefSeq lists its product as uncharacterized. Gene Ontology annotation, molecular function: histone binding; protein heterodimerization activity. The coding region runs from base 257 to 2956 and encodes 899 amino acids. Lineage: Eukaryota; Fungi; Ascomycota; Sordariomycetes; Amphisphaeriales; Sporocadaceae. Gene Ontology annotation, cellular component: nucleus. The transcript has a single exon. The record is from RefSeq and is a predicted model, not a curated record.